AAAUCUGCGAUUUAAGCACAACAGAACAGACAAAACCCUAGAAGCUAAAACAGCAGGGAAAGCGGUAGAGGACUGCUCACAGCACUCUAUUUCCUUUCCCCGCAAUUGGAAUCGGAUUGGUAAUCACUUCUUUGAACAUUUUGUCACUCACUUGAAACUCCAUCUUUGGAUUUGUACCGUUUUGAAAUUUCGAAGGACCGGAAGCUCUGAUUCUGAUUCUGAUACUCAUAGCUCGCUGUUACAUCCUAGUCCUAUCGAGGAAGAGGAGGUCAGCUCAUUUGCUUUUUUCUACUGAAGGAACAUCGGUUGGCAAGAGUCCAUUUUCUGGCUUAAUUGGUUCAAUUCAUUGAUUGGAAGAGUGAGUGAAAGUAUGAAGAUCAUAAGCUGUACUGGCAUAAAACCCACUUUUUUGCUCAUACGACACGAGUUACCUACUCUUACAUUUUGUCAACCCCAAUUUACUACCACAUCAAGGACAUGGAUUUCAAGUAAUCGUGUGAUAAGAAAUAGAAUCACUACAAAGUUUCAGUGCUCUGUUGCCAGUGAGACAUUUACUUCUGAUUCAGUAGAUUCAUCUUUAUCCAAGAUGGACAGAGGUAAUUUAGUCCGCAAACAAGUUCGUUCCUCAUCCUUGUAUAGUCGCCCUACUCUAUCAGAAAUGAAGAAUGAGAGAAUGGCAAAUCGAGCCCGAGUUUAUGAGUUCUUGAAGGGAAUUGGUAUUGUACCUGAUGAGCUUGAUGGUUUGGAACUUCCUGUGACAGUUGAGGUUAUGAGGGAACGUAUAGACUUCCUUCAUAAAUUAGGGCUUACAAUUGAUGACAUUAACAAUUACCCUCUUGUUCUUGGUUGCAGUGUGAAGAAAAACAUGAUACCUGUUCUUGAUUAUCUUGGAAAAUUGGGUGUUAGAAAAUCUACUUUUACAGAAUUCUUGCAGCGAUACCCUCAAGUCCUCCAUGCUAGUGUUGUGGUAGACCUUCAACCUGUUGUUAACUAUCUCCAGGGGAUGGACAUCAAACCACAUGAUAUACCUCGGGUUCUUGAGAGGUAUCCGGAAGUAUUGGGAUUCAAGCUGGAGGGGACGAUGAGCACAUCAGUGGCUUACUUGGUUGGAAUUGGUGUGGCAAGAAGAGAGAUCGGUAGGGUUUUAACUGAUUAUCCUGAGAUACUGGGAAUGCGGGUUGGCCGAGUAAUCAAACCAUUUGUGGAAUAUCUUGAAAGUUUGGGAAUACAAAGAUUAGCUGUGGCCAGACUGAUUGAGAAGCGGCCUUAUAUUCUUGGAUUUGAACUAGAAGAAACAGUGAUGCCGAAUGUUGAAUCCCUUCUUUCUUUUAAUGUUAAACAAAGUUCACUGGCUUUUGUGAUUGCGCAAUAUCCUGAAAUUAUAGGAAUUGACCUUAAACCAAAGCUUCUCAGCCGGUGUAGCCUUCUCAAUUCAAUUCUUGGUUUGGGGCCUGAAGAUUUUGGGAGAGUUGUUGAGAAGAUGCCACAGGUUGUCAGCCUUAGUGAUACAUCUAUGGUAAAGCAUGUAGAUUUCCUCAACAACAGUGGCUUUUCCUCGCAACAAGUGAUGAAAAUGGUCGUGGGGUGCCCCCAGGUCCUUGCUUUGAAUCUUGAUAUCAUGAAACUCAGUUUCGAUUACUUCCAAACAGAGAUGGGGAGGGGCCUAGAUGACUUGGUUACUUUUCCAGCCUUCUUUACUUACAGUCUUGAAUCGACUAUAAAACCACGACAUAAGAUGGUCUCGGAGAAGGGGUUGCAGUGUUCUCUCGCAUGGCUUCUGAACUGCUCUGACAAUAAAUUUGCCGAACGAAUGAGCUAUGACUUCAUUGACAUGGAGGAGGCAGAAAUGGAUUCAUCAUCUGAUAUGGAGCUCACAAGUGCAGAGUCUGCUUCUGACUUUGAGGAAGACAGUGAUGAGGAGGAGUAUGUAUAGUUUGAAGCUGCUGGAGGCAAAUACAAAUAGCCAUUUGUGGAUAUCUUGGUGAUGUCUACUGCAAAAGGUGAAGUAUCAAUUCUGAAAGCACUUGACAUUGUAGUGUGUUCUGAGGAGCUAGGUUCUUGGUAGAUAUGCACAUGAAAUUUGCUUGAAAUUUUGUACCACUACAUGUAUUAUUAUUGUUCUACAAACCAAAUGAUUUAUGUGUAUAAGAAAUCAUAACUAAUUCAACUUA
Messenger RNA from Diospyros lotus (date-plum), 2171 nucleotides. Its product is annotated as transcription termination factor MTERF4, chloroplastic. Lineage: Eukaryota; Viridiplantae; Streptophyta; Magnoliopsida; Ericales; Ebenaceae. Gene Ontology annotation, molecular function: double-stranded DNA binding. The record is from RefSeq and is a predicted model, not a curated record. Gene Ontology annotation, biological process: regulation of DNA-templated transcription. Bases 371 to 1933 code for a protein of 520 amino acids. The transcript is spliced from 3 exons.